Messenger RNA from Microbotryum saponariae, 1567 nucleotides. The record is from the annotation of a GenBank genome assembly. Lineage: Eukaryota; Fungi; Basidiomycota; Microbotryomycetes; Microbotryales; Microbotryaceae.
AUGUGCUCCGACAACGCCAAAGCUUUCUUGAAGGCGCUCCCCAAGGUCAGUCCACCGUCCCGUGCCUUCUGGUCGAUUACGUUCUCGCCGCCGAAUCGCCGAAUCGCGAGAGCAUACCCUCAUUCGGGCCAUCACCACUGACAAUCUCACAUAUCGCACAAUCCUGGACCACAGUGCGAGCAUCACAUGCAUAUCGAGGGCUCCCUCGAGCCAACACUCUUAUUCAAGCUCGCUGCAAGGAACAAGAUCACCCUCGACCCUACCAACUUCCCCUCGGUCGAGGCCUGCGAUGAACGCUACAAGAACUUCACCUCCCUCGACGACUUCCUUUACUUUUACAACGAAGCCAUGGCCUCGCUCAUUACUGAGCAGGACUUUGAAGAACUUGUGGAUGCCUACAUCGAGCGAUCGUACGCCGACGGCACAGUCCACUGCGAAAUCUUCUACGAUCCUCAAGCCCACACCGGCCGAGGUAUUGCUUCUUCGACGGUGGUAAAUGGUCUCAACAAGGGUUUGAUCAAGGUGAGCUCAUUUCGUACCUCAGCGUCUUAUGGUAAAUGCUGGCCGGAACUGAUCGGGCAACGUUUUCGCUUCGAUUCAGGCUCAGGAGAAGUACGGCAUCACGUCUAAGCUGAUUGCCUGCUUUGUCCGACAUCUCUCCGUCGACUCGGCUUUGGAAAUGGUCGAGGAUGUUAUUCAAUACGUCGAAAAGGGACAGGUCCACGGGCUGGGAUGUGAUUCGACCGAGAAGGGAAACCCGCGUGAGUUGACGCGAUCACUCAUCGAGACAACCCCUACAACGCUCUUUGAGACUGACCAAACCUCGUUUCGUCACUCUAACAGCUGAAAAGUAUGCUUUGGUGUACCAACGCGCCCGCGACCUUGGUGUGAAGAAUUUGACGAUGCACUCGGGUGAGGAAGGACCGGCACAGUAUGUCAGGACCACGGUCGAGCAGCUGGGUAUCAAGCGCAUCGAUCAUGGUGUGCGAUCUAGCGACGACCCGGAAGUCUUGAAAAUGUUGGCAAAAGAGAACGCCUUCUUGACGGUGAGCAGUCUCCCAAAAACCAACAUCUCGAGCACACCCGGUCUGAUCUGCAAACUCUUCUUCCGCUGCCUUCGACCAGCUUUGCCCGCUUUCCAACGUGUGAGUCCAAUUUUCGGAGGUUUGCCUUUUUUUUUUUUUUUCCCAAAGACUGACAUUUGUUCCGAGUUCUUAAACUCGCAGUCGACUGAGAGUGAUGAGCGCGGUGUCGGAAUCGCCCAUCCCGAAGCUGAUGGAAGCCGGUGUAAAGUUCUCUAUCAACUCAGACGAUCCCGCAUACUUUGGAGGUACGUCGGACGGAUUUGCCUGCCUUUACCUGUUCGCUCACUUCUCGCCCUUCGAACACAGGCUACUUGUUGGACAACUAUGUCGCCGUCCAGGACGCAUUCAAUUUUCCGAAGCAGACAUGGCGGCAAAUCAUCGUCGACGGUGCAGAAAACAGCUGGUGUGGACAAGAGAGGAAGCAAGAAAUCAUUUCGCAGCUGGAUAAGGUGAUGCAUCAAUGGGAGGGUAAGGAUAUCUGA